UGUCAUCCCUGGUCAAAAUCCCAUGGAACAAAAGAUCCAAUCUUUCUUACUUAUCCCUCUGCCCACUUUCUUUCUCCGCCACCCCUCUCUUCCCAUAACCACCCCAGCCCACCAUGCCACCACCACCUCUUUCCACUUUUUCCCUCAUUCUCCUCCUCUUCCUCCUAAGCUCCACCACCAUCUCUCAAUCCCAAGACACAGAUCCUGAAUCAGACUGCACCGACAAAUGGAUCCACAUCCGCCACCUCCCACCCCAAUUUAAUGUUGACCUCUUAAAAAACUGCUCCGAAUACCCUCUUUUCGACAACUUCUGCCCUUACCUCUCCAACCAUGGCUUAGGCCAAAAAACUCACAACAGCUCCCACAGCUGGUACAGAACAGAUCCUUUCAUGCUUGAACUCGUUUUCCACCGUCGCAUGUUAGAGUACCCUUGUCUUACCUCUGAUCCAAAUCAAGCCAAUGCCAUCUACCUCCCAUACUAUGGAGGCAUUGAUAGCUUGAAAUACCUUUAUGGUCCAGAGGUCAAUUCCAGCAUUCUACAUGGCCUAGAUUUGUAUCAGUACCUAGUACAUCAAGAUUCACCAAAUAUAUGGAAUAAAAACUUUGGUCACGACCAUUUUUUGGUCAUGGCUAGGCCGGCGUGGGACCUUAUCCAACCUUUAUCUGCUGAUCCACCAAUUUUUGGUACAUCAUUUCUUGAAUUGCCUGAAUUUUAUAAUGUCACAGUAUUGACAUUUGAGGCCAGGGCAUACCCUUGGCAAGAAAGGGCAAUUCCGUACCCCACCUCAUUUCAUCCUCCAAAUUUGGCAUUUUUUGAGUCUUGGGUUAACAGGUUGAGGAGGACUAGGAGAACUAGUUUAAUGUUGUUUGCUGGUGGGGGUGGAAUUUCGGCAAAUCCCAAUGUUAGGAGGAGUAUUAGGCUUGAAUGUGAAAAUAGUACUAGCAUGAGUGUGAAUGGUACAAGGUACACUAAAUUAUGUGAUUUUGUAGAUUGUUCAAAUGGGGUUUGUGAGCAUGAUCCGUUAAGGGUUAUGAAGCCAAUGUUGCAGGCUACUUUUUGUUUGCAGCCUCCCGGUGAUACACCAACUAGGAGGUCAACUUUUGAUGGGAUUCUUGCUGGUUGUAUACCUGUGUUUUUUGAGGAUUUGUCUUCCAAAAUGCAGUACCAAUGGCAUUUGCCUGAGGAGAAAUAUGAGGAGUUCUCUGUUUUUAUACCAAAGGAAGAGGUAGUAUAUAAAGGGUUGAGGGUUUUGGAUGUGCUGAUGAGUAUACCAAGAGCUGAAGUAAGGAGAAUGAGAGAAAAGGUUUUGGAUAUGAUGCCUAGAGUUAUGUAUAGAAAGCAUGAGAGCUCACUCGGUUUGAGGAGCAAGAAGGAUGCGAUUGAUAUUGCCAUUGAAGGCACCUUGCAGAGGAUCAAGUCCAGACUAGAGGACAUAGCUUGAUUCUUGGUGUAAUUUUAUUAGCUUCUUGUAGUUGUGGUGCUUUUUCUCGCCUCUUUCUUUGUUAUGUAUUAUUUGCCAAUGGGUAUACAUGAUUACAGAAGUUUUGUAUUAGUAAUUAUUAAAAAGGAAAAAAAAGAAGAAAAAGAAUUUGCAUACGGAUUUCCACUGAUGGAUAAAAAACUAGUUGAACAUCCCCACUCAGAUGCAUCCUCGACACAGUUCACAGCAACAUUUGGAGGUCAAGAAUUUGGACUACAUUGGUGUCCCUCUGCUAUAAAGUUUAUUGCUUUGAUUAUAGCAGAAGAGCGAGAUCAACCCUGAAGUGGUAAAAUUUGUAGCAUCCUGCUUUGUAUUAUUGAUUGUAAAAAUUUGAGAGCUUUGAAUGAUGUUUAAACAAGAAGAUCAGCUUAUGCGACA
Molecule: messenger RNA, 1859 nt
Organism: Coffea eugenioides
Lineage: Eukaryota; Viridiplantae; Streptophyta; Magnoliopsida; Gentianales; Rubiaceae
Product: probable xyloglucan galactosyltransferase GT19
Exons: 1
Coding region: 114-1442 (442 amino acids)
Molecular function (GO): glycosyltransferase activity
Source: RefSeq, a predicted model, not a curated record